Seriola dumerili (greater amberjack) is the source of this 1634-nucleotide messenger RNA. RefSeq names its product DNA-directed RNA polymerase I subunit RPA34-like (gene polr1g). The transcript has 3 exons. Bases 14 to 1042 code for a protein of 342 amino acids. Lineage: Eukaryota; Metazoa; Chordata; Actinopteri; Carangiformes; Carangidae. The record is from RefSeq and is a predicted model, not a curated record. Gene Ontology annotation, biological process: transcription by RNA polymerase I.
UUAAAACAUAAAAAUGCCAAGAGACAUAUCAUCUUCAUCGAGCGAGGAUGAAGCGGACAGUCCAGUUACAAAACCACCGGUAAAGCAAAAAGAACCGGAUAAGAGGACCACUAGGUACCAGUGUCCUGCUGACUUUGUGUCUUUCUGCCAUAAGCCAUGCAGCAGCACUCUAACAGAGAGUCUGAAGAACAACAAGAAUGAGUUAUGGCUCAUUAAAGCUCCUGCCAGCUUUAAUCCGGAAUGUUUCAGUGGCAUCAAGGUGCCGCUCUCCGGUCUCCAGACCCUGAAGGUUCCCACUGCUGCAGGCGGAGCCAAGUCUGGGAGUGGCCAGCAGAUCUACAGCAUCCUGGCAUCCUCCCACAGUCCCUCAGAGCUCCGCUUGCUCACCAGUGACGAACAGUCAUCAGGUGGUGUCGUUUUUGGUCCUACGUUCUCAGGCCUGCUAAAUGUGUGUGAGAACUAUGGAGGCAGCAGUGCGACCUAUGCCCCUCAGGUGAUCCCCGCUGCUCCAGCACCCGCCAUACCACCGGGGCUGAAACAGCGAUUCCACCCCUUCGGCUGUAAGACCCCCACGCUGACCUGUGUGGCCGAGAAUGAGGUGGACGGAGCCGCCUUCGGGCCCUCAUCUACAACCCUCUGCCCUCUGGUAGUCAAAAGAUUCAUAGAAGAAACAGGGCAUGAGGAAGAGGACGAGGAAGGGAGGAAACAGAAGAAGAAGAAAAAGAAAGAAAAGCGCAUAAAGACAGAGCGAGAGGAGGUGGUGAGCGUGAAAGAGGAACCUGCAGCUGACAUUCAGGACGAAGUGAUGAUGGAACUGCCCCUCCAAGAGGAAGAUGUUUCAGAGGAGAAGAGGAAGAAGAAGAAGAAAAAGAAGGACAGGGAGCGAGAGGAGGUGGAGGAGGGACUGGAGCCCAGUGUGAGAGUGAAGGUGGAAGACGCAACAGUGAAAUGUGAACCAAUAGACACUUCAUAUGGUGAUGUAGUGGAAGGCUCGGGAAAGAAGAAGAAAAAGAAGAAGAAAAGCAAAACUGAUGAGGACUAGUCUGUUUUUUUCUGUGUUCAGUUUUCUUUAUUUGUUUAAGUUUUGACUUUAUGAACUCACCUGGGAGCCAAUUUACUACUAAUCCACUCCGUUGUAUUGAUAGAUCGCAUAAUGCAAGACCUGUUUUGGCAGGAUGUUGUAUUUUGAAAAAAAGAGCACAUCCUGAAUCGAUUGAACAGUGACACAAAUUAUAAAGUGGGUUCAUCCCAGCGUCUUUAAGGCCAAUGUUCCUUUCACUCUGAGCUUAGAAAGUGACAGUUUUAUACACAGACCGUGUGCGGCCGCAGGCAACUAUGAGCACAUGGGUAAUAAGAGUGUACAUGGUGGGAGUUUCUGCUCUUUAUGCCAGUGUCUGUCAGGCUGUGGUAGAUUUUAUGGGAUUAUGCUCAAACUGUGUUGCUGUGUCUGUGUACAUAUUUACAAAACUGGGCUGGUAACGUCACUGGUUUGGCAGCAGGUUCAGAAAACCAGAGCUGAUAUAAAGACAGAAUAAUGGUUCAGUGUCACGUAAGGUUGUUGGUUUUUUUUUUUUUUAAAAAUGAGCUGAGUCAUAGAAAUUAUGUGAGUGCAAGAAAACACAUGUUAGAAAAUA